Messenger RNA from Macrosteles quadrilineatus (aster leafhopper), 1378 nucleotides. Its product is annotated as E3 ubiquitin-protein ligase RNF170-like. The coding region runs from base 155 to 937 and encodes 260 amino acids. NCBI's taxonomy places the organism in Eukaryota, Metazoa, Arthropoda, Insecta, Hemiptera, Cicadellidae. Gene Ontology annotation, molecular function: ubiquitin protein ligase activity; metal ion binding. The record is from RefSeq and is a predicted model, not a curated record. The transcript has 3 exons.
GUACAAUUUUAACUUUAACCUUUCUUUACCUAUCUCUUAUUAUUUUUAGCAUUAGCUGUAGUUUCUUGAUAAUUUUAUCAUUAUGAUUGUGAUACUCCGUUUUCAGGUACUUACAUUAACUUAGCCUAAACUCUUAAACAACUCAAACUAAAAAAUGGAAACCAGUCCCGACAAUAAAUUUGUAAUGACUAGAAUUUUUGAUUUGUUUUCUAUUGAAGGAGUUGAUGGUGAAGUAGUUGUGGCAUUUUUUGUGAUCAUCGUGACUUCCUCAGUUUUUGUGUUUAAAUGUAUGAAACAAUUGAAGCAAACUUUGGAAGAAAAUCAAAGAGAUGCUAGUUUGCUUGUGCAACCUCCACAGCCUAGUUAUAACAGAUCUGAAGAGCCAUGCCCAGUUUGUUUUGGCUCCAUAAAUUUUGCAGUUGAAACUGAUUGCUUCCAUUUAUUCUGUGGUACUUGCCUGCUGGGGCUAAUACAGUAUGCUCGCCACAGGACUUUCAACUGUCCAGUGUGUAGAACUCGGGUUGCAAUGUUGUACCCAGUGUUUUCUGUCGACGAGUAUGGACAUGAUAGACAAACAGACUUAGGACACACCAGGGACAACCUGAUCAGUGAGAUUCAAGAAUACAACAUACUUUUCUCUGUUAGAAAUCGUACGCUCUUGCAAACUGUGUUUGAACUUCCAGUUUUUGUAAGGCGCUUAUGGAGAUCUUUCAAUAACCCUAAUGAUAUUGUGGUUCAAAAUCGAAUGAAAACCUUAUUAUACAUCAUUAUGUUUGCUGUAGCCUCAUAUAUACUGUUCCCAAAUGAUUUAUUCCCUGAAGUGCAUUUUGGAAUUCUAGGUUUUUUGGACGAUUUUUUAGUUCUUACAGUAUCUUUAAUUUAUUUAACAAGUGUCUAUCGUAGUUUAUUUUUUAAUUUGGAAACUCCACACGGUUGAAAUUUAAUAAAUACUAUAGGCCUACCAACAUCUUAGAUGCUACCUACAAGAUAUGUAUCCAAAUCCAACUAAAAGGUUUCCACUCCAGGCAUCUUCACUGAAACCUGUUUAGAAGAAAAACGCUAACAAAGUCAACUAUUCUGCAGAUUGAGAAGUUUCUGCUGUCAUCCUAACCACUAGGACAGUAAUAUUAUUUAUAUUUUACCAACCAUUCAGUAUAAACAAAUCUGUAAAAUUAUUUCACUUGAAAAUUCUUAAUAUUUACAGUAAACUUAACAGGUAUUUUACUUGUUUUUAUUACUGUAAUAAAUUCUUUCAACUGAAAAAAAUGUUGUUUUCAGAACUCAAAAAUGUAAGAAAAACACUUAAGGCCUACAGAAGAUGUUAUUGUGUUCAGUUUGUAUACCGGUACAUUUUCAAUAAAGUAAUGAAUUUGUUAAA